This is a messenger RNA of Apodemus sylvaticus (European woodmouse), 919 nucleotides long. It is a transcript of the gene Mrps17, whose product is annotated as mitochondrial ribosomal protein S17. NCBI's taxonomy places the organism in Eukaryota, Metazoa, Chordata, Mammalia, Rodentia, Muridae. The transcript has 4 exons. Gene Ontology annotation, molecular function: structural constituent of ribosome. Gene Ontology annotation, cellular component: ribosome; mitochondrial small ribosomal subunit. Gene Ontology annotation, biological process: mitochondrial translation. The record is from RefSeq and is a predicted model, not a curated record. The coding region runs from base 445 to 807 and encodes 120 amino acids.
GCGCCCAUGCUCCUCCUGCCUUGGUCCGAGUGGUAGACUCCGGAGGUGAGCGAGGGCUUCAGGUCUGGAUGUUGGGGGUCAGCAGUGCUGCGGCUCCUGUCAGUUUCCCUGGUGGGUUCGGUAACGACUGAUUCCCAAAGCGGCUCCGAGUCAAAGUCUCGUCGUUCCUGUACAGGAAGCUGGCUGCUGACCGGCAGAGGUCUUGCAGUGAGCCCUUUAUGGUAGCAGGCUGUAAGGGCUAUAGAGACAAGACAGCUUCAAGGAUCCCCUGGAACUGUUGCUGCAAAGGUUUUGAGCCACCACAUGGGUACUGGAAACUGAACCCAGGUCCUCUGGAAGAGCAACCAGUGCUUAGCUGCCUAGCCCAACUCACGGGAGGCUAAUGUAGAAGGAUCUCCCAGUUUAAGGCAAGCCUGGGCUACAGUGGAGACAGGUGCUUACAUAAUGUCAAUAGUUCGUUCAGCCGUCCACGCCAAAUGGGUUGUGGGGAAGGUGAUUGGUACAGCAAUGGUAAAAACUGCUAAAGUAAGAGCGACCAGACUUGUUUUGGAUCCAUACUUAUUGAAGUACUUUAACAAGCGGAAAACCUACUUUGCCCACGAUGCCCUUCAGCAGUGCAGCGUUGGAGACAUCGUGCUCCUCCGAGCUUUGCCCGUCCCACGAUCAAAGCAUGUGAAACACGAACUGGCCGAGAUCGUCUUCAAAGUGGGCCGAGUUAUCGACCCGGUCACCGGAAAGCCCUGUGCAGGAACUGCCUACCUAGAGAGCCCUCUCAGCGAAACUCAGGAGGAGCUCAAGGUCUCCUGAGCCUAGGAAAGGAGGAGCCAGGGGGAUUUCUGUCCAUGUGUUUGCUCAAUGGCUUUCAUUACUAACUGUCAAGAGUUUCUCCGGUGACAUUAAAAGUAAUGUGUUCCGUAAA